Molecule: messenger RNA, 2030 nt
Organism: Toxorhynchites rutilus septentrionalis
Lineage: Eukaryota; Metazoa; Arthropoda; Insecta; Diptera; Culicidae
Gene: Rsph9
Product: radial spoke head protein 9 homolog
Exons: 1
Coding region: 996-1838 (280 amino acids)
Biological process (GO): cilium movement involved in cell motility; motile cilium assembly; axoneme assembly
Cellular component (GO): axoneme
Source: RefSeq, a predicted model, not a curated record
UUUUAAAUGACAACAUUUCGAUGUACGGUGAUUACAAAGAAAAAACUUGUCACUCUUACAAAAUUAUUAAAAAAUGUGCACGUCUGUGCAUAUUCAACGUAGCACAGACGUGCAAUAUUCAACGUCAUUUUUUUCGUCAGAGUCUGGAGUAUACGCACACUACUUUUGAACGGGAACAUUACUUUUUAUGCCGAUUUAAAUGAUUUUUAAUGAUACAUCUGGCCCUCCACACUGAGAGAAAUAAUUAGUAAAUAUAACGAAUUUUUUGGUAAAUACUACCAAUCUAUAGUCAUUUUCGACCGUACUAAUAAACACAUAUGUCAAGCAGAACCAUGAUUCGGAAGCCCAAUAUCGGCUACAUUUUCUCGCCGAAAAUGCACGUAUCAGAAUUAUAUCCUUAUUAUACCUCCGUAUUGCCUUAUGGGAACAAUGAAAAUGGUUAAUACGCGCUUUUCUCACCAAUUUUCAGAUAUGACAAUAUCCAAGCUUACUAAUGUAAUCGAGUAAAAUAUACUAAUCUCUGGUAGGGAUGCGGUUUUGUUGACAAUAUGUACAAAAAAUUUGUACAUUCUACUAAUUUUGCAUUACCAAAUGUAUUUAGUAGUUUUCGACCGAGGAUUUUUCUAAGGGCAGAGAAGAGUUUUUUGUUCCUUCGGCAAACGCUGAAUUGGGCAUACAUGAGCCCAUGUUGCAAAGUCUCAUCUUGCACAGUCUCAGCUAUCUGAUGAAAAUUUGACUAACGAUACGAUAGAAAAUAAUCAUAGUACUUACCAUGAAAAGUAAGGAAAUUUGUAGUGAAUCUAAACGAUUUAAAUUAAUUCAAAAUAUAAGUUUAUCAAUCUAUUAUUGAUGAUAGCUGUAACCCGAAGAAAAUGAAAAAAAGAAAAAAGAAAAACACAGUAGCCUAGCAAAAACAAAUCCAUCACCCGGCUCAGAUCGUACCGUUUUUCUAGAAGUUCUACUCGAUCAUCUUCUGAAAAAAUCAAUCAGUCGUAAUGAAUUUGGACCACCUCCGCGAUCAUCUCCCUUACACAACGUACGCCUUCCGGACGUUCUCCGCCGAGGAGAAGAUGAAACUAGAGAUCACCCUCCGAGUACUGCAGCACGACCAGCAGCUUGUCAUCGUGUACUUCUUGGGCAAGCUAGAAGGUGCGGAUGCGGAUUACUAUCUGGCGUUUGGUUGUUCUAGCCGGGACGUUUUUAGAUGUAGGAAACUUUUCUACAGUCAAGAUUUGAGCGACUGGUUCCUGCUGCAGGAACCGAAAGAGUGGCAUACGGAUUGGGACAAAAUACAGACUCCCUUCCGCGGUGAUCCAGCUUUCCGCGAAGUGGUGGAUUUGGGACCGGAGUUCACAUUGGAUGAGGAUCUUGUUCCGGUAGAGGGCGAAAGAAAGCGAUUCGCUGUGAAUGAGCAGGAUCGUUUGUGGUUCGUUGUUACGAAAGUAUUGGAGGAAGCCGCCAUUGUUCCGCGAGGAGUGCUGUACCAUAAUACCGAGGGGGAAUCUGUCAUAAAUCCGUUCUUCGGCGGCCUGAGCGUAAAAGAUAGCGUUAAAUUGCAAAAUUAUCAUCAUUUCAGAAAACCGUUUUAUGGGGUUCAAGAGAAUCUCUUGAAAAGAGAUGAUUGUAGUUAUUUUCUAGAUGUAUUCGAUACUAUUGAUGAUCUAAUUCCGAAGGAGGCUAGUUUCGCGAUAACCCAGAACAUAGACAGAGAUGUAUUGGUAUUGAAGCCUCUUCAUUGGCCGGGAAUGAUCAACUUUCAUAGAGCGAAAACGGCGAUUUACGGAUUUCUAUACUUCGGCGAUGGCAGAAAGAACUGGGACCUAUUGUUUAUGAUUUGAAAUUUCUAUAAUAACCAUAAAUAAAAUUACACAUUCAAUAUUGAACAUCGUUUGCUAUACAUAUAAUCCAUAGUUUAUUGCUUUUAUUUCAUUAUUUUCCGAGAGAAAAUUCCUAAUUUUCCGUCGGCCAUCGGUUUUUGAGAGCAAUAACACAUGGUCUUUUCCAAUAAAUUUAAGCUAAACAUCUCUGCU